Molecule: messenger RNA, 600 nt
Organism: Bactrocera latifrons
Lineage: Eukaryota; Metazoa; Arthropoda; Insecta; Diptera; Tephritidae
Exons: 2
Coding region: 23-430 (135 amino acids)
Source: RefSeq, a predicted model, not a curated record
CAUCUGUCGAACUGCUCACAAUAUGAAGCCGAAAACGCUGUGUUUGCCGUUCCUCAUUGUGGCGUUUCUUUUUGCCUCUGACAUACCAAGCGUUCAAGGAAUGUAUUUAACUAACAAUUUGUUAAGCCGUGCAGCGCAAGAACUUAGUUAUUUGAUAAGCGGUGUAGGUACUGAUAUUAACGAUGUUCUGUUCGAACGCUCCAAAAUGCGGCCAUUUACGAUUACCGUAAACAAUCCAACAGAGGCGGAGAAAGACGGAAGUGAAAUUGGAGAUAUUUCGCAGAAAACAUAUGUAACCGACCCGGAUAACGCAAUGGAGAACUUGGCAGAGAAGAAUGGAAGCGCAAAUGUAGAUCCGCAGGAAUUAUCAACAUUGGUGGAAAAGUUAUUGAAUUGGAUAAGUUUUUUAAAUAUCUUAAAAAGUAUUUAAAAGGACACAAAGUAAAACUGUCAAAAAGCAAACACCAAACGAAUACAAAAUGGGCAUGCCAUUGGUAAAAUAUAAAUUUUUUUAAAUAACAAAAUUUUUACUUCACAAAAGUUUUGUAAGUCUAUUGAAGGUGUAAACAGGAGUAAAUAAAAAUAAUUGAAGCGCCUAAA